AUGUCUUUAGACGAUCAACCAACCGUGGAACCCAACCAGAAGAGAGUGAAAACCGAAGGCUCGAAUGUGAACGGGACCUACAAGACUCCAGCUCCGACAAAAACGGUAAUGGAGGCUCUUUACUCGGAAUCUGUUGUGGCUAGACUGUGGCACGUCGCGGCAAAGGCGCUGGGAAGCAGUAAUCCACCAAUUCUGUUUCCCGAGUAUACCGCUAAAGAUAGUGCUACAUAUGUCUACCGAAGCCUCGACUUCUGGACUUCCGGUUUUUUCCCGGGAUCUCUCUAUCUCCUUCUCGAGCGGUUGAUAAAGUAUCCUCAGGACACAAAUUCAUCCAAACCAGCCAACUCAACCGUUAACACACCAAUGCCACAUCCACUUCAACUCGAGCAUCUGUGCAAAUGGUGGACAGCCAGCCUCCACCAAAACGCACUCAAGCGAGACACCCACGACCUAGGUUUCAUGAUUGCCCCCUGGGCAAUGAAGGCCUGGGAGCUCCAGCGCGACACAGCCGCAUACAAUAGCCUCGUCAUGGCGGCACAUUCUCUUGCCAGCCGUUUCAACGCUACUACCCAAUGCCUACAAAGCUGGGAUGUCUGUGUCACGAAUCGGUAUUGUUUCACCGAUCCUUCCAAGGACUUUCUCGUGAUCAUUGACAAUAUGUUAAACCUGGAUCUACUGUUUUGGGCUGCCAAAGAGACUUCAAACAAAUCUCUACAUGAUAUCGCGCUGGCCCAUGCAAAGACAACGCAGAAGCAUCACAUCCGCGAAGACAAUACCACAUUUCAUGUAGUGAACUUUGAUGCACAGACAGGCAAUGUCAAAGCCAAAUUCACGAACCAAGGAUAUAGCGAUGACAGUUGCUGGGCGCGUGGCCAGGCUUGGGGAAUUCUGGGAUUCAUGCAGACCUUCGGAUGGACGGGCGAGGUGUCCUUCCUUGACACGGCGAGGGCACUGGCUGAUUAUUUCCUUGCGCAUCUACCGCAGGACGGUGUGCCUUAUUGGGAUUUCACUGCCCCCGUCACCGAAACAAGCCCACGGGACACUUCCGCAGCCAUGGUCGCAGCCUGUGGUCUUUUGCUGCUGCACAAGGCGCUGAAAGGUACACCAGAUGGAGACCGUUACCUGCGGGAGGCGAUUAAUCUUGUUGAUGCUACGGUCUCGAAAUUCUUGAAUCCCCCAACGCUCCGGUUUGAGACCACUCAAUCUACAACGAAGGUCCUGGUGUAUCCGGAAGGCUGCUUGGAUGAGCGCGGUGGCGAUGGGUUUGAGAACUUGACUGUCACCAACCAGUCUACCUCCAGACCGUGCGAUACGAUUCUGGAUGGCGCCACCAUUAACAACUACGAAUACGCGCCCCGACGGUGGUCUAACCAUGGACUCGUCUAUGCAGACUACUACUUUGUCCUGUUCGGCAACAUGCUUCUUGAUUUGGGUUUGGUGAAUAGAGGGUCUCUGUGCAUUGACUAA
Molecule: messenger RNA, 1467 nt
Organism: Penicillium cataractarum
Lineage: Eukaryota; Fungi; Ascomycota; Eurotiomycetes; Eurotiales; Aspergillaceae
Product: glycoside hydrolase family 88 protein
Exons: 3
Coding region: 1-1467 (488 amino acids)
Biological process (GO): polysaccharide catabolic process
Molecular function (GO): chondroitin hydrolase activity
Source: RefSeq, a predicted model, not a curated record